Molecule: messenger RNA, 1240 nt
Organism: Strongylocentrotus purpuratus (purple sea urchin)
Lineage: Eukaryota; Metazoa; Echinodermata; Echinoidea; Camarodonta; Strongylocentrotidae
Product: prostamide/prostaglandin F synthase-like
Exons: 5
Coding region: 139-714 (191 amino acids)
Source: RefSeq, a predicted model, not a curated record
AUAAAUAGUCGAUGGGUGGAGAUGCUGCAAGGUGGACUGAUAAAUAGUCGAUGGGUGGAGAUGCUGUAAGGUGGACUGAUAAAUCAUUUAUAUUAAAUAGAGCUAGAUGAUAGGAUAUUGACGGACAGAUUGGUCAAGAUGGAAUCCAGCUGCAAUCUAUCAAACAAUCGUGUAACGAAUGUGCAGACAGGAGAGACUAUUACGUUAUCCUCUCUUUGGGAAGAGGGCGCAUGUGUGAUCCAGUUUUUACGACGUUUCGGUUGCCCAAUUUGUCGAAUGGGAGCACGUGACAUUACACAUUUGAAACCAAGGCUUGACGCCGCCAACGUUCGUCUGGUAGCCAUUGGUCAAGAGGAGACUGGAGCUAAAGAAUUCAUUGAAUCGGGAUUCUGGACAGGAGAUUUAUUCAUUGACCAGCAGAAGAAGACAUACGGAGACUUGAAAUACAAACGAUAUAACUUCUUGACAAUUAUGGCAAAUUUAAUGUGUAAGAUGACAAGAGAGGCGGUUAGCAAGGCAACUAGUGAAGGUAUCACGGGUAACAUGACUGGGGAUGCCCUUCAGAUGGGUGGAACACUAGUUAUUGAUAAAGGUGGUAAAGUUCUCUUGGACUUUAAACAAGAAACACCCGCUGACUCAGUCCCAUUAGACCGUGUACUACACGUCCUUGGGAUAGGACGUCAAAGCCGUACACUCAGUGUGGAGUCUCGCUAAAGUAUCGACAGAGGGCAGUGCUAAGCCGUACAUUCAGUGUGGAGUCUCGCUAAAGUAUCGACAGAAAGCAGUGCUAAUGCUGAUCUCAUUUUGUUGUAGCAGUAGACAAAGAUAAAUGUCUCUUUUCAUGUUCACACUUUUGUAAUUUCUCUUUAAUGUUUACACUUUAAACAAAGUAACUGUAAAUCAAUAUACAAUCCACAUUUGGGCAUAUAUUUCUGCUUUUUUGCGAAUUUAGGUCGAAGUAGUGCCAUCUUAACCGCUGAAGGCAAAAUUUAGACAAUAUUGAAUGGACAUUUUGCAACCAAAACCCUUGAACCGCAAUUUUACCACUACCGGUCUUUACCUUUAAUACCGUUGGCAAUACAAAGCUCUUACGCCCUUCUUGCGGGUAGCCGGGUUUCAAUUUCAUUUAUUCAGAUAUAAAAUUUAAACUGGUCAUUGUGAAUAAGCAAAUUCUAAAGGGCUUUUAUUUCGAUUGUUUUAAUCAUUAUGUGUACAUUGCCGUGAUAGAGGAUUAUCCAAA